This is a messenger RNA of Haliotis rubra (blacklip abalone), 2416 nucleotides long. Its product is annotated as D-beta-hydroxybutyrate dehydrogenase, mitochondrial-like. Lineage: Eukaryota; Metazoa; Mollusca; Gastropoda; Lepetellida; Haliotidae. The record is from RefSeq and is a predicted model, not a curated record. The transcript has 5 exons. The coding region runs from base 157 to 1278 and encodes 373 amino acids.
CUCUGUAGUCCCAUUCAUGAACGCGGUGAUCACAUUCUACAGUUGUCGAGAGUUGGGGGAACGGAUAUAAAUAGAACCCCACACUUACUUAAGACCCAUUUCUCAAUAGUAUACAAACAUUUUGUUGAGAGCUGCGGUUGUGCCCGGUGCGUCCCAAUGGAGAACCACACACUACUCGGACUGACGACUGCAGCCUUUGGACUGCUCGUAUACCUUGUUCAACCUGAGCCGCUACGAUCUAUGGUGUUAACGAACGAAAUCACUUCAAUUGUUUUCUAUGUUGCUAUUGUGGCACUAACUCUUGCAUUCAUGAGGAAGGCUCCCGAGGAACAUGUAGGCAGCAAUGGAAAGGCAGUGUUCAUCACAGGGUGUGACAGCGGCUUCGGCUACAACCUGGCAGUGAGGCUGGACAAACUAGGCUUCACUGUGUUCGCCGGAUGUCUGAUGCCCGACCGAGAGGGUGCACGGCAGUUGGAUGAGGAGACGUCGGACAAACUUCACAUCGUAAAGGUUGACGUCACUGACGACUGGCAGGUGCGCGGAGCCCUGAAAUACGUCAAAGAAAACCUUAAAGACAAUGUGUUAUGGGCCCUAGUGAACAAUGCAGGUAUCGCCGUGUUCACGGAGAUCGAGUGGUGUUCUGUCGACCAGUUCCAAAGGGUCAUGGACGUAAAUGUGUUUGGCGUUGUGAGAGUAACCAAAGCGUUCCUACCUUUAAUACGCCCGUCUAGAGGACGAGUCAUCAAUGUGGCCAGUUUGGCAGGUCGCUUCACUCUCCCCGCGUUCUCUGCCUACUCCAUGUCCAAGAAGGCCUGUAUUGCCUUUUCGGAUGGUCUGCGUCUGGAGAUGGCAAAGUUUGACGUCAGCGUGAUCACCAUCGAACCAGGCUUGUACAGAACGCCGAUUUCAAGUGAGAACUAUUUGAUUGACAUGAACCGGAAGUCGUGGGCAGAAACCCCCAAAGAGGUGAAAAAUGACUACGGAGAAGAAUAUUUCGACGCCUUUUUGGAGAACAUCACACAGCAGAUGAAACGGGCGCGACCCAACACCAAUGAGGUCGUGGAUCUCAUGGUUAAAGCUGUUACCACCUCCAAACCCAAACAACGCUAUGUCCCCUAUUGGAAGUCAGAUGUGCGCGCGCAUAUUUUGAUGUCACUUCCGGCUUCCAUUACUGACAAACUAUUCAAAGCAUACACAGUUAAAGUUGAGGUCGAGUCUAAGCGGAGAGCAUCAGACAGGGACAAGUCUAACGGAACACCAUCACCAAAGGAUAAGUGAAGACAGUUCAAGCUAUAGAUCGUUUUGCUAAGAUGCCCACAGGUGGCUGUCCAUUGCAGGCAGUGCGUCUGUUCUGACGGGAACUAAUGACACUGAUUGACAUUAAUACCUCAUCGAAGUGUAAGGCAAUCAGAGGCAAGUCUCCCUCUAACAUGUGACAGCGUUCACACAUUGAAUAGCUAUGGUGCAUCUUGCAUGGUGCAUUUAAUCGACAUGAUUGAAGAUGUGGGUGGCACUUGAGAUAUCUAUGAUUGUUUCUACUUUGCAGAAUAUUGUCGAAAGAAAAUCUAUAUGGUUACCUGAUGGAUGUUUUCCAAUGAAAGAGCUAUGAGAUAUUGUAUUGCUACUCUAAAACGUUCAUCAUUGUCAAUUGUGUUAAAGACAAUGUUUUGACAUAUUGAUCCACUUUAAGUGCAGACGUCUGUCGUGUGAAUUUGCUGCAUUGAUCUCUAUUCCAACACUAAAUAUUUGAGAAAUUAAUUAGGAACGUAUGUAUGAUGAAAUAUUACUAAAAGCCAUGCUUAGACACAAAGGAAUAGGUAUCGAUCGUUUUGCUACAUCAAUGUUUUUAGAAUGCGCGUCAUUGGUACUAAUAAUGCCAAAUAUGCCAGCAAGUUUGAAACAUAACCCUCUUGUAAAUAAGCCUAUCAUAGUUAUCUCCCUUUAUUAGAUACAGUUAUAUUGCCUGUUACCCUGAGGGGCGACCAGUAUUUAGUGCCUAUCGUUUACCAACUAGACAUGACCAUUAUUUUAUCAUUGUAAUAUUAUCCAUUUGUCUGUUGUUAUUCUUGAAUAGAUUUAUAAAAAAAUUGUAACGAUACAAUAAAUUUCUGCAUGGAAAUACAAGGGUUCCUCCAUAGCAGAUCUUAUAAGUCGAAUAAGCCUCGAGACUUAUUCUUCUUUACGAUUGAUCUGAUCAUCCAUACAAGUAUAUACGACUUCUCUAUCUCGAAAUCAAAUAUACUCGAAGAAAUCCGAAGUCUAAAAAAUACAGCCGCGUUAUUAUAUUGCUAAUGUUUUAUCAAUCCGGUCGUUUUGAGCGCCAUGGUAUCUACUUCCUGUACUAACGAGGGUACGCUCAUUUUCUGUGAUGGUUUUCUGACAUUGCUGCGAUCGAAAAUGCAGAAUCGAGGAAAAC